AUGGCGAACCCGCCGAGGACGCCCUCGAGGACGUCGGCGCUGUUCGCCGCCGCCGCGCGCGGCAACCUGAGCAGUCUCCGCAUCGUCCUCGAGCACGGCGUCGGCGAGGGCCUCAACGUCGAUUCGCCCAACUCGCGAGGCGACACCCCGCUGCACGAGGCUUGCCGCAAUCGCCAGUGGCCAAUCGCCGCGUGGCUCCUCGCGCACGGCGCCAACCCCGAUCUCGUCAACGCGUUCGGCCAGGACGCGAGCGACGUGUGCCCGGACGCCGCGGCGAAGGACAUCUACGCCUCGAUACUCGCGAGUAACCCGAUCGACGCCUCCGACGUGGCGUCGUUCGAGUCCACGCUCGAGUCCGCCAGGGCGCGGCGAGCGCAGGAGGAGCUCGAGGAGCUCGAGCGAGAGCUGCUCGGCGGCGAGCGGGCAGCGAACGAGGUCCCCGCCGGACCCGCGGCGACGACAUGGCGUCCAACCGCCGCCGACGGGCGCGCCGACGGCGACUCGCCCUCCGAGUUUUCCUUCGAGCGCGCGGCCACGCCGGAGGCCAUGGGGGGGCACCGCGUUAUCGCUCGGCGAAUGGAAGCCGACUUUGACGCAAACGCGCCCUCAGUUGAACCUUCUCCGAACGCCGCGUCGCCUCCGCGGAUGUCCGCUAUCGACGCCGCGAUGGAGUCGGCGAUGAAACGCGCCAAGGAGGUGCUACGCGCGUCCCCGGAGGACCUCCUCCGCGCCGCCCGAGCCGGCGCCGCCGCCGACGACGACGACGAUGACCCGCUCUCGCCGGAGAUGUUCGCGCACGGAUCGAACGCCGAUGGAACCGCGAUGGCGUCCGCCAUCAAGGCCGAGUUGCGAAGCGCGAGGAAGAACAUGGCGGAGAUACGACGGAGGAUCGACGAGGAGAUCGCGGUCGCGUCGUCGCCGAAGAGACGAACGAGUGUCGGUUCGCGCACAGCUGUGCGAAGGGGGGGCGCGGUCGGCGGCGACGACGACCCUUUCCCGGCGACGGAGACUCCGCCCUCGACGCCGCCCGGCACUCCCGGUGACGCCGCUGACCUCUUGAGGCGGAUGUUCGGACCGGCGCCUCGCAUCUCCGUCGACGGCAAACGCCUCGACGGCGACGACGACGACGACCUCGAGGAGGCCAGCGACCCCGAGGAGGAGGUCCCGAUCCGCCGAGGCGUCAUCCGCAAGGCUGCGCUCGCGGUGACCGAGCAGGGCGUUAAGCUGCAGCACGCGCGGCGGCGCAUCGCCGACCUGGAGAACGCGAUGAAGGAGCGCGAUGAGUUCGAGGCUAACGCCCGCGAGCACCUCAGGUCCGCGGAGGAGAGCGCUCGCCAACUCCGCACCCUCUCCGAGCGACUGGAGUCGGAGAAGAAGGAGCUCGCGCGAUCCGAGGCGCGACGCGCCGAGCUCGAGCGGGACCUGGAUACCGUACGCGGGGAGCUCGAGACGGAGCGGGGCGCGAGGAGGGACGCGGAGGCUCGAGUCGUCGCCAACGGGUGGGACGCCGACGACGCCAAGAGGUCGGCGGAUCAAUCGCGAAUGGAAGAGCGUCGCUCCGCCGUCGCCUUCGCCGAGCUCACCGCGCGGCUCGAGGACUCGCGCGCCACGCUCGCGUCCACGGAGGCUGCGCUGAGGGAGGCGCGGUACGGGUUACAGACGGAGUGCAACCGCGCCGCGGCGUCGGAGGCUGAGCUGUUUGCGGUUUCCACGGAGCGGGACCAAAUUCGGCUCGAUUUCGACGACGCGAGAAAAGAGCUGGAGACGCUCCGGAGAGGUCUGGAAGACGCCUCGGAACGCGCCGCGACGUUUGAGGCGCGGUCGGAGGCGUUCGCGACCGAGGUGGAGUCCCUCAAACGCAGGCUCGCCGCGAGUAAGGCGCAGACGACGUCCGCGCUGGAACUCGGCGAGAGCGCGGGCGCGGCGGUGGACCGGCUCGAGCUCGAGUGCCAAAAGCGCAACGCGGAAUGCGCCAGGCUCGCGGAGGAGAACGAGCGUUUGCGGAAAAACGCGGACGAGGAGAUCGAGCGUGCACGCAAAAACGCGGACGAUCGCGCCGCCGCGUUCGAGGCUGGCGAAGCGAGGGCGCGGGACCUGGAAUCGAAGCUCAGGACGACGAGCGCGGAUCUCGACUUCGUCAAGGCGCGACUCGAGGGCGCCGAGCGAGAACGAGAUUGCGCCGAGAAUCUGUUAAAGGAGAGCGGCGCGGAGACCGAGCGCUUACGGGACCUGAAAGAGGCGACCGCGCUCGAGCUCGGCAAGAACCGCGCGCUCUCCGAGUCUGUCUUUGUGCUCACCGAGAAGUUGGCGGCGGCGGAGGCGGAGCUCGACGCGACGAGAGCCGCGAGGGACGCCCUCGGCGCCGAACACGAGUCGGCCAAACUCGCGCUCUCGACCGCUCACGACGCCGAGGAGGCCCGCAGACAACGCGCGCUUCGACGCGUCGCGGGUCGGUUGAUGCACAGGGGUAAGUCGUCCGCGUUCGCGAGGUGGAGAGAGGUCGCGGAUGACGCCGAGCGGGCGCGAGCGGCGCUUCGCAGGGCUCUCGGUAAGUUUGCAAACGCGUCGCUCGCGAAAGCGAUGGCUCGGUGGCGCGAAUGUCUCGACUCCGCGCGGGAGAGCGAACGCGCCGAGAGGCUGCUCAAGAGGCACUUCGGCAGGUUCGCGGGCAGGUCCAAGGCGUGCGCUUUCGGCGGAUGGCGCGACGAGGCGAAAAAGGCGCGACGGCUGAAGGUUUUGGGCCAAAAAUUGCUCGGCCGAUUCGACGCCCGCUUCGUUCGCCGGUUGUUCCAAAACUGGAAGGUUCACCUCGCGCAGGCGUCAAAGAGAAACCGCGUCUUGGGGCGCGUCGUGGACAGGAUGCGCGGCAGGGUCGUCAGCGCCGCGUUCGACAAAUGGCGCGGUUUCAUCGUCGAACGCGAGCGACUCAGGCGAAGGAUCGGGAGGGUCCUGGCGAGGUUCGCCGACAGGGCUCGCGCGCGGGCUUUCGAUAAAUGGGCAUCCACCGUCGCGGAGCGCGCCGCCGUGCGAGCUUCGCUGGCGAGGACGCUGGCGAGGUUCGCCAACCGCGCCGUUGCCGCGGCGUUCGCCACGUGGACGGAUUCGGUGACCGAGGCGAGACGGCUUCGAUCGACGUUGGCUCGAGUCGCUUCGAGGUUUUCCAACCGAACACUGUCCGCAGCGUGGGAGCGGUGGGCAGAGCUCGUGCGGGAGAAGCGCCGGAUGGCAAACGCGCUGGACCGCGUCGUUCGCAAGAUGCGAAACCGAGUCGUCGCGGGCGCGUUCGCGACGUGGAUCGACGCCGUGGCUGAAAGUGAACGGUUAAAGGCUGUCCUUCGAAGAGUCGCGGGUAAGUUUGCCAACCGAAGGCUCGCCGCGUCCUGGGAGACGUGGGUGGCCACCGUGGCUGAAAGCGAGCGGUUGAGGGCGCUCCUUCGCAAGGUCGCGGGUAAGUUCGCCAACCGAAGGCUCGCCGCGUCCUGGGAGACGUGGGCGACGGCGUGCGAGGCGAGGCGGGCGGAGGAUGAGGAGCGAAAGAGGACGGCUUCGAAAGUCGUCGCCAGGCUGGCCAAGAGUUCGCUUCAUCGCGCGUUCGGUCGAUGGGCCGAGAACGUGCUCGAGAAGCGCGCCGCGGCGCUCGAGGCGGAGGCGGACGAACGGAGGCGCGCGGACGUGCUCAACAGGGCGGUGCGCAGGCUGGCGAACCGCGCGCUCGCGGGAGCCUUUGCCACGUGGCGUCGCGCCGUGGACGACUCGCGAAGAGCGCGGCUUCUCGAGCUCGAGGACGAGCGAGUUCGGCUCCUCGGGGAACGCGAGGAGGUCGGUUCGGCGGUUUUCGAAAACGGUCGUUUGACCGAGCGCGUCGAGGCGCUCGCCGCCGAACUCGAGUCCGCCAAGGCGCGGAUCUCGAGCGCGGAGGCGCGGGCGGAGGAGGCGGCGAGAGCCGCGGCGAGGGAACGCGUUCGAGCCCGGAAGGUAUCCGACGAUUGCGAAUUGAUUCGCAAAAACGCCGCCGCUCGCGAGUCCGAGCUUCGCAUCGAGCUCGCCUCCUCCGGGGCUGGCGUUGGCAAGAACGCGGACGCCGCGACGGUCCGCGAGCUCAAGGCGAGGUGCAGGGACCUCAAGGCGGAGAACAAGCGGGCCAAGGAUGAGAUUGAGCGCGUCACCGCUGAGGCGAAAAAGAGCGUCGACGACUUGAACGCGCGGCUCGAGCGCGCCAACGAAGCCGCGACUAAGGCCAAGUCCGCGAGAAUCCGCGCGCGAAAGGCGGGCGAGGCGAGGACGCAGGCGGAGGAGGACCUCGCCGCGGCGAACGCGCUGGGCGACGCGCUCUCCGCGGAGCUCCGCGAACGGGAGGAGGAGUUGCGGAGGGCGGAGGCUUCGUUGGCGGCGUCCCGAGAGGAGACGCGAACGGUCGCGCGCGCGGAACGUGACGCCGCCUCGCUCCUUCUCGAAGGCAAGCGCGUGUGGGAAUCGCUGGAGCGAGCGCUCCGGGAUCAGAUCGACGCCGCCGAGGCGCGGAGGUUGGAAGCGGAGUCGCGUUUGGCGUCGGUGGCGUCGACGGCGGAGAGACGAGUUCGACUCGCAGAAGAGGAGGCGCACGAGCUCAGGGAACAGGCGCAGACACAGACCCGAUCCGCGUCCGCGGGAGAUGACGGUGAGAGGGAGGACGUCGAGAGCCUCAGGGCUAAGCUCCAGAGGGCGCUGGCGGACGCCGCGGCGGCGGAAGAGCGCGCGAGCGACGCCGAGGCGGCGACGAGAUCCGCCGAGGCGAAGAUCGAGUCGAUGCGGUGGCCGAAGAGCCUGACGUCGCCGGGGCGGGCCGAUUCGGAUCUUUCCGGACGCGAAUCGUCGCUCGUGGACAGGGCUGCGGAUCAGCGCGUGGCGACGCUUCGCUGGUACGCCGCCGCGCUCAACUCCCGCCGGGCGUCGGCUGUGAAACGCGUCGCGUCGCUCGAGGCUGACUUAAAAAAAGAGAUGAAACGUUCGGAGGAUGCGAAGAGGGCGAUGCUCGAAGCAGCCGCCGGGGUCCGUCAACGCGCGAUGGACGCCGAGGCGGACGCCGCCGCGAGACACUCGCUCGAAACGGACCUCGCCAAGCUCAAGGCGGACCUCGCCAAGGCUCGGCGGAUGAACGUGGAGGGGCAGAUGACGCGGUCCAGCUUGAGGAUCGAGCUCGCCGAGGCCAAGGCGUCUGCGGAGGCGCUGGCGAAGGCGAUGGCCGACGCGGAGCUUCCGACCGACACCCCCGACGCGCACAGGGCGAGGGAGGAGACGGUGAAGAGGGCGGCAACAGAGAGGGGGGCGGCAUAUGAGAGGACGUCGUACCGGUACGCCGCCUUCACGCCGCCCGCGUCGCCCCAGUUCAUGUCCCCCACCGUCGUAUCCGCGACAAAGACAGUCUCGGGCUUCUACGCCAAGACUCCGUCUCGGGCGUCUUCGGGCGCCGCAAUCAAUCGGGGGCAACAACCGCGCCAGCCGAGCCCGCGCCGAGGCGAUCUGCGCGAUCCCCGCGCCGCCCGCCCGAUCGACCACCCGCCGGGGGUCGGUCACGCCGCGCACAAACCCCGCACUCAAUCGUCCGACGCCGCGUUUCGGGACAUCCUCGUCGGAGCCGCCGAUUACUCGACGGACGUUCCCCACGCGUUGCUCCGCGCCCGGCUGCACGCCGCGCACCGCGCCGCGCACGAGCUUCGCGCGCGCUGCGCUGAGCACGCCGCCGCCGCCGCGAGCGCCAAGGCUGAGGCUGCGAACGCGUCCGUCGAGGCGGCGGACGCCGCUCGCGCGGCGACGGAAGCAACCGCCGCUCUCGCGGAGUCAACGCGACACAAGUCGGCGCUCGAGUCGAGGGUGGAACGCGCGGAAGGGGCGGUGGCGGCGGCGGAGAGCGCCGCCGUGGACGCGCGGAGCGACGCGGCGGCGAGCGAGGCGGACGCCGCGGCGGCGCGCGCUUUGCUUCGCGUCGUCGUCGCUCGCGAAUUCAAAAGAUCGAAUUCGGAUUCCGUCGCCGAGGAAUCGAACGCCGACGAGUCGAACGCGGUCGCCUCGCCGAAUCCGCCCCAAUCCGCGCCGAGGAAGGACCUCGACGACGAACGGCGCCCGGUUGACGAGGACGACGACGACUUGGCGAUGAUCCGCGCGCGACUCCAAGUGGCGGAGGAUGCCGUCUCCGAGGCGCUCGAAUCUCGAGCCUCGUCCGAGCGAGCGCUCGCCGAGGGCGCGUCCGCGCUCGCGGCGGUCAUCGCCGAGCGCAACGCCCUCGCGGCACGGUGCGACGCGUGCGUCGCGGAGCUCGGCGACGCGAGGGCGUGGACGGCGAGGGCAUCCGCGGAGGUUUUCGAGCUGAGACUCGACGCGGACGCGCAGCGACGGCGAGGGGACGAGUGCGAGUCGAUCGCAAACAGACUCGACGCCGAGCUCGAAGCGUUGAUUAAAACGUCGAUUAAAACGUCCCCCCACGGUGCGUCGGACGGGACGUACCGACGCAGGUCCGUGGAGGGGGUGGAGGCGGCGGCGCUCGGCGCGGCGCUGGCGGUGAACCGCGCCAGGCUGGCGCACGCGAGAUCGGCGAUGAGAGCGUCCGAGGCGGAAAAAUUGGCGCUCGCCGCGCGCGUGAACGACGCCGAGGAUCGGGCGAAAGCGGCGGUGGCGGACGCGGAGAGGGCGCGGGCGGCGCUGCGGGACGCGCGGGCGUUCGUCGUCUACGCGUCGGGAGGCGAACGGUCCAAAGCGGACGAGGAGGAGGAGGAGGAGGAGGAGGAGGAGGGGGAUUCGAUUCGGCGACUCGAGGAAUUGGAAGCCGAUCGCGCUGCGCUGACGUCUAAGCUCGUCGACGCGACUCGCGAACGCUCCGCGCUCGAGGAGGUUCUGAACCGCGAGCGCGCGAAGUGCGUCGGGGAGCGGGCGCGCGCCGACGCCGCGUCCGCCGCGCUCGAAGCCUUCGCCUCGGGUUGGUGGACGAAGCCUUCGCCCGAGGAGGGACGCGGGUGGCCGGCCGGUCCGUCGUCCCCAGAGGAGGAUUGGAGUUUCUUCUCGACGGCGGCGGCGGCGGCGGCGGAACGCGCGCGGUGCUUCGCGAUCGCCGACGCCAACGUGGAGCUUCACGCGCGCGUCGCCGAGCUCGUCGCCCUCGCGGCGGCGAAGGCGAACGGUCGCGACGAUGACGCGAACGGUCACGACGACGACGAUACGAAAGGUCGCGACGAAGCGGCGGAUCGAGCCGCGUCGGCGGCUUCGUCGACGGCGGCGAACCUGCUGCGCGACCUCGGCGUCGCCGUCGACGCCACCGACGCGGCUGCGGCCGCGAGAGACGCCGCGGCGACCGCGGCGGCGCUCAAGUCGGAGCUCGUCGAGGUGACGCGAGCGCUGGAGGGAUCGACGCUCGAGGCCGAGGCGCUGCGGCGGGAGAUGAGCGCCGAGCGGGAACGGGAGACGCGCCGCCGAUCGCGCGCCGAACAAAAGGAGGACACGAAGGGUUCGACCGAGAGGAAGGGCGACCCGAACUUGGUUGGCGCGCGGCUCGCCGAGGCGGAAGCUAGGCUCGCGGCGGCGAACGCUCGGAUCGCGUUUUUGGAAUCCGCGCUGGUGCGAAACGGCGCGUCGGCCAAGGACGGCACCCCGCUGGGCACCCCGCUCGGCACCCCCGCGGGCACCCCAACGGGCACCCCCGCGGGCACCCCGCCAAACAGCGCCGCCCGCGCCAACACCUCGAACGAGUCCCUCGAAGACCUGAGGGCGAGGCUUCGGUCCGCGACUCGUCGCGCCGACGCCGCGGAAGCCGCCGCCGCCGAAGCGGAAGCCGCCGCCGACGCCGCCUCACACGCCGCCGCCGACGCCGACGCCGCGUGCGCGGGGAUUCGAGACGCCGCGAACGCCAGGGCUCGCGCCGCGGAGGCCAGGGCGGCGGACGCGGAAGAGCGCGCGGCGGCGCUCGCCGACGCGAUCGCCGGUGUCGAAGACGCCGCCGCCGAAUCGGUCGAGCUUCGCGCGGAGCUCGUCAAGGCGCGAACCGAUCUCGAACGGUGUCGCGGGGAGACGGCGGUGGGAAGGUUCGAGGCGGCGAGGGAGACGGUUCAAAAGCUCGCCGCCGGCGACGUCGACGGCGCGAUUGCCAAAGCGGAGGCGGCGAUGGACGCGUCGAGGGACGCCGCGAGGGUUUGGUCUGAGCGGGUAGCGUCGGGGGGGCACUCGCCGGAGACGCUGGGGGAACGCGCGAGGGAGCUGCUGGACGCGGGCGGGGUCGCGGGUCGGGCUCGGGAGAUCAUGGCGGACGCCCUCGCGCAGGAGAUGGCCGGGCACUGA
Messenger RNA from Micromonas commoda, 8301 nucleotides. RefSeq lists its product with no specific name. The transcript has a single exon. Gene Ontology annotation, molecular function: protein binding. The record is from RefSeq and is a predicted model, not a curated record. Lineage: Eukaryota; Viridiplantae; Chlorophyta; Mamiellophyceae; Mamiellales; Mamiellaceae. Bases 1 to 8301 code for a protein of 2766 amino acids.